AAAGAAACAGAAAACGAAGCAAGUUUGUAAAUACGGGCUACCAUGAAGAUCGCCCAAGUAUUGUUCAUUGCCAUUUAUCUCACGGCAGCAACUCGUGCCCAGGAAGGUGCUUCUGCGGCCGUCGAGGUUGACGCCCAUGGCAACACGAUGCCAACCGAGUCGAGCGAGCCCGUCUUGACAGUCGCGGCCUGUGACGCCAGGAUUGUCCAAGCAAUGGAAGCUGGGCGAGCCGACGCGCACUCUUUGCAGGAACAAGCAACGACCUUGCAGCAGGAAAUUCAGGAGGCGGCGGAAGACCGACAAAAGUUGCUGGAAGAGAUGGAGCAGUUGCGCAAAUCGUUGGCGGUGGCCCGCGCCGAUAUGGAGAAGUUUCAAAUGGCGGCUGCUCACCAGGAAACGCAGACAAGAGAUGCCGCACGAGCUUUGAAAGAUUCGAAUGGGCAGGCCUCCUCAGCAAUUGCCAAAGUCGAAGUUUUGGAGAAGCAAUUGGCCGAAGCCAAGGAAGAAAUCGAAAGGCUUUCGUCGAUUACUUUAGCCAAGCAGAUACAGAAAGAACUCAUGAAUAUGUGGCAGUCAAUCCUGACCAUGUAUAACAAGUUGCUGAAGAAAUCUGACGCUUAAAUCGGUAGAUAUAGCCGUGUUGAUAGAAAAGCGUAUUUUGUUGGACCGGGGUAGAUUGUUCCGGG
Phaeodactylum tricornutum CCAP 1055/1 is the source of this 686-nucleotide messenger RNA. RefSeq lists its product with no specific name. Lineage: Eukaryota; Bacillariophyta; Bacillariophyceae; Surirellales; Neidiaceae. The record is from RefSeq and is a predicted model, not a curated record. The transcript has a single exon. The coding region runs from base 43 to 621 and encodes 192 amino acids.